AUCCCUGAAGUGUGCCCCUUCAUUCAAGAGCUCCCAGAGUCUUCUCAUAUCCACCAUGAACACCUCUUACCUCCUGGCCUCACUUUUUCUAGGAUCCCUACAGGAUGAAAACAGGAGCAAGCAAAAGGGCAUCCUGUACAACUUCUCUGACCACUGCCAGGAUUCCAUGGACCUGAUGGUCUUCAUCGUCACUUCCUAUACCAUCGAGACCAUCGUGGGGGUCCUGGGUAACCUCUGCCUGAUUUGCGUGACCAUGAGGCAGAAGGAGAAGACCAAUGUGACCAACUUGCUUAUUGCAAACCUGGCCUUCUCCGAUUUCCUCAUGUGCCUCAUCUGCCAGCCGCUCACAGCCAUCUAUACCAUCAUGGACUACUGGGUCUUUGGUGAGGCCCUCUGCAAGAUGUCGGCCUUUAUCCAGUGCAUGUCGGUAACAGUCUCCAUUCUCUCUCUCGUCCUUGUGGCCCUGGAGAGGCAUCAGCUCAUCAUCAACCCAACAGGCUGGAAGCCCAGCAUCCUGCAGGCCUACCUGGGGAUUAUGCUCACCUGGCUCAUUGCCUGCUCCCUCUCCCUGCCCUUCCUGGCCCACAGCAUCCUGGAGAAUGUCUUCCACAAGAACCACUCCAAGGCUCUGGAGUUUCUGGCGGAUAAGGUGGUCUGUACUGAGUCCUGGCCCCUGGACUACCACCGUGUUGUCUACACCACCUUCCUGCUGCUUUUCCAGUACUGCCUCCCGCUGGCCUUCAUCCUGGUCUGCUACGUGCGCAUCUACCUGCGUCUGCAGAAGCAGGGGCGCGUGUUCCGCAAGGGAGCUUAUAGCUCGCGAACCGGGCAGAUGAAGCGCGUCAACGGGGUGCUCGUGGCCAUGGUGGCUGCCUUCGCAGUGCUCUGGCUUCCCUUGCACGUAUUCAACAGCCUGGAGGACUGGCACCCCGAGGCCAUCCCUGUCUGCCAUGGCAACCUCAUCUUCUUAGUGUGCCACCUGCUUGCCAUGGCCUCCACCUGUGUCAACCCUUUCAUCUAUGGCUUUCUCAACACCAACUUCAAGAAGGAGGUCAAGGCCCUGGUGCUGACUUGCCAGCACAGCCCCCCCAUGGAAGAGUCUGAGCAUGUGCCCCUGUCCACGGUGCACACGGAAGUCUCCAAGGGGUCUUUGAGGCUAAGUGGCAAGUCCAACCCCAUUUAACCAGGUCUAAGGCUUCUCCUUGCCACAUUCCUUGCCAGGCUCUUUCACUUAACUAAGGGGGCAUGCUGCUGACUGGGGUGGCAUCCCCUGUCAUCACUGGCUUUCUGGGGCCCAGAUAGGUUGGCAAGAGCCCAUUUUUGCAUCCAUUUGCGUCACGAGGCCUAACAUUCAGCCAUUUGUUCCGGGCAGAAUUCUGAGUUUAGAUUCUGCAGGUCACAUGAAUCUUUCAGCUGGAGCUGCAAGAUUCCA
Messenger RNA from Otolemur garnettii (small-eared galago), 1432 nucleotides. Its product is annotated as neuropeptide Y receptor type 4. Gene Ontology annotation, molecular function: pancreatic polypeptide receptor activity; neuropeptide binding. The transcript has a single exon. Gene Ontology annotation, cellular component: plasma membrane; neuron projection. The record is from RefSeq and is a predicted model, not a curated record. NCBI's taxonomy places the organism in Eukaryota, Metazoa, Chordata, Mammalia, Primates, Galagidae. Gene Ontology annotation, biological process: G protein-coupled receptor signaling pathway. Bases 56 to 1183 code for a protein of 375 amino acids.